Molecule: messenger RNA, 5106 nt
Organism: Xenopus laevis (African clawed frog)
Lineage: Eukaryota; Metazoa; Chordata; Amphibia; Anura; Pipidae
Gene: lpl.L
Product: lipoprotein lipase L homeolog
Exons: 10
Coding region: 169-1620 (483 amino acids)
Biological process (GO): very-low-density lipoprotein particle remodeling; lipid metabolic process; triglyceride catabolic process
Cellular component (GO): extracellular region; plasma membrane
Molecular function (GO): heparin binding; apolipoprotein binding; lipase activity
Source: RefSeq, a predicted model, not a curated record
GACUACAGGAGGCAGAGCAGACUUUUUCUGUGCCAGGGAAAUACUUUCAUUCAGUGCACUCUUGUUUCUGUAGCAUUAAUCAAAGAGUGCUUUCCCAAGUUGAACAGUUAGGGAAAUCUAGAGAACAGGACCAUUGUCAUUCAAAUUCAAGUGAACUUUGGAAAAAACAUGAGCAGUGGGGAAUUCCUUACACUGUUUUUGUGGAUACACUGGCUGCUGACCUGCUGCAGCGGAGCUUUAGCAACUACUGAACCAUCUAAAACAAGUCCAACUACCUUAAAGAAAACGGAUUUUAACAAUAUUGAGAGCAAAUUUUCCCUAAGGACCUCAGAAGAACCUGAUGAUGACACCUGUUAUCUAGUACCUGGCCAAGAACACACUGUUGAUCAAUGUAACUUCAACCACACAAGCAAAACAUUUGUUGUAAUCCAUGGAUGGACGGUUACGGGCAUGUUUGAGAGCUGGGUUCCCAAACUAGUAGAUGCCUUGUACAAAAGAGAGCCAGAUUCCAAUGUUAUUGUUGUUGACUGGUUAAAUCGGGCCCAACAACACUACCCUGUUUCAGCAGAGUAUACUCAGUUGGUUGGACAAGAUGUUGCCAGUUUUAUAGACUGGAUGGAUGACGCAGUUCAAUAUCCAAUAGAUAAUGUUCAUAUCCUGGGAUACAGCCUUGGGGCUCACGCAGCCGGUGUUGCUGGAAGUCUGACCAAUAAAAAAGUCAACAGGAUAACUGGAUUGGAUCCUGCAGGUCCUACCUUUGAAUAUGCAGAGAACGCUAUUAUUUUGUCCCCUGAUGAUGCAGAAUUUGUAGAUGUCCUCCAUACUUACACUAGGGGCUCUCCAGACCGUAGUAUCGGUAUUCAAAAGCCUGUAGGACAUGUUGACAUUUAUCCAAAUGGUGGAAGCUUUCAGCCUGGCUGCAAUCUUGGGGAAGCACUCCGACUUAUUGCAGAAAAAGGAUUUGGAGAUGUGGACCAACUUGUGAAAUGUUCUCAUGAACGCUCCAUUCAUCUCUUCAUUGAUUCUCUCUUGUAUGAAGAAAAGCCAAACAUGGCCUAUCGCUGCAGUUCUAAAGAAGCUUUUGAAAAGGGACUUUGCUUAAGCUGCAGGAAAAAUCGUUGCAAUACACUGGGUUAUAAGGUCAACAAAGUUCGGGGAAAGAGAAGCAGCAAGAUGUACUUGAAAACAAGAGCACAAAUGCCUUUUAAAGUUUUCCACUACCAAGUUAAAGUGCACUUCUUCGCAAAGAAGAACUUGACUGUAACUGAUCAACCUUUCUUAGUUUCUUUGUAUGGAACCCGUGGAGAAAGUGUAAACAUGCCAAUCACAGUACCUGAAAUUUCUACCAACAAGACUUAUUCAUACUUGAUCUACACUGAAUUAGACAUUGGAGAUCUUCUGAUGUUGAAAAUAAAGUGGGAAAAAGACUCCUAUUUCAGUUGGUCUGAUUGGUUCACCACUUAUUCAUUUGACAUCCAAAAGAUUCGAGUGAAAUCUGGAGAAUUCCAAAAAAAGUUAGUUUUCUGCUCUAAAGAAGGCAAUUCUGCCUCAAUGCAGAGAGGAAAGGGACCUGUAGUAUUUGUGAAAUGUAAUGAACACUCCAGAAAGAAGCAAGAAUGAUGUGAAACACUUUUGCACAAUCUAUUUGCCAAUACUGAAAGGAUAAAGCCAUCUUCGCAACUGGACCUACAAUCUCUAUAUAUAAAAUCAAAUUCCAUUUAAUAUGAGCAAUUGUUAUAUGUGAGGGAAUUGUUGUACUGAAAGAACACAUGAGACGUUCACAACCCUAGAUUGUAAUGCCACUUACUGCAAAUAUUUAUUAUAUAAAAAUAUUUAUACAGUUAGAAUAUAUACAUAUAUAUUCAUGUAUUCCUAUGGAAAAUCUAGAUACAUACCUAUAUAUGCACUUACUUUAAGGAGGUGACUUGAAACUGCAGACUUGCACUCCAUGAAUUUAUUUGGAGAUAUUUGAGAAUAUACUGUGACAAAAUACAUUCAUGCUGGGCAAGGAAAUUUACCAUCUAUUAGUGGGGUAAUAUUUAAAGACAGGUUAUAUAUACUUAACAUAUCAUUGGUGCCCUGUCACCAUUCCUAUUUAUUUAUACAUUUGCAGUAUUUGAUUUUAGAGGCAAAUUAAUGCAGGUGUUAGGCAAGAACAACAAUUAAUUCUCAGUUAAAUAGGUGUUUAAUACUACUACUUGUUGCAAGGUUAUUCUUUGAGCUUGAGGAAUAUUCCCUUUAGACAGUGAAAGAGAAUUGUUUGAUUAGGCAUGUGAGAAAUGUGCUACCUAUUGUGGGUUUACAUAGUCACGCCAAACGUAUUUUUGGUUUCCUUUUAGAAAUCACAGUUAUGCAUUUAUAGCUGGCGUUGUUGUUAUUUUAAAGAUAAAAUAUACUCUCUCAUGCUAGUGAUAACAUUUUAACCCAUUUAGUUUCUCUAGGAAAGGCAACUGUAAAGCAAAGUGACUCAUUUACUAAAAGAGUGCAAAAUUUAAAAAUCAGAGCAAUUAGGUAUGUUUUUACCUUUGCAACUUUCCUUCUAUGAAGUCCAGCAUAACAACCAGCUGAAAUCACACUGCACACUGGCAGGACAUGGAUGUUCUUAUACACAUCCUUAAUUAAGGUGUAUUUCUAGUGGUGCAAUGCUGAGGGCCUUUUGGCGCAACACACAAAGGGAGUCUUGAAUUAAGUGCAUUUUGUACUUUGUGCCUGAUGCACGAACGGCAUAUGGUGCUAUACAGAUUAACAAAACAGUCACAAGUGUGUUUGGCAUGGUAUAUUACUGCACUUAUUUCAGUGCCUUGUGAUAGUAAAUAAGCCCUUUUAUUUACGUAAACAGAAAUCUCCUUCACUCCAUAUAGCUAGUUUUCUAGAGAAUGACGGUUUUUCCGCAGAUGAAGUAAAAUGAGUGCUCCCACCUAUAUAUGUGCUGCAAAUAUAGUAAUUUGUUACCUGUGGUCUCAUAAUUCACUGUAUUGGGGCAUUACAAAGAAAACAAAACAUUUAAUUGAAAACAAUUCUUCUGAAAUUCACCUUUUAAUCAAAUGGUCAAAUGCCAUAUUUGCACUGGAGAGAUGUAACCUGCUUAUAGUUAGUGUUGUAAUACUGGAAAUUCCUGCCUCCCUUAAGUUGCUCAAUAACAGAGACCCCAUUAAUCCGAUCACAUCUUUGUAUUUUUGUAUCUAUAUUGACUGAUAUGUUUGCAAAUUUAGCCACUCUUGACAAAAUUGGCAAUUUAUUAGCUUGUGUAUGGGGCAAGUCUGUAUAGGGCCCUGUGAGCAGAUCAUUUGCCUGGGUGGUACAUACUACAAAUAGUGAUGGACGAAUAAAUUUGACAGGCGCAAAUUCACGGUGAACUUCGUGUUUCGCCGAUGGCGAUUAAACUCGCAAAACUGCAGAGAAAAUUUGUCGCCAAAAAAUCAGCCGGGUCAAAAAUUGUAGCUCAUCAAAAUUAUUCAGACACCCAUUGACUUUAAUGCAUUUGGCCAAAAUAGGCACGUAUAUAAAAAUUGUAUAGGGCGUCAAAAUUGAUGCAUGUCAGAAUAAUUUUGACGCCCAUUGACUUCAAUGUGUUUCGCGGAUUUUUCACCGUUUUUGGCUAAGCAAAACGGGACAAAUUCGCCCAUGACUACAAAGCAAUUUAAGUAGAAAACAGACACACAUGCAUCAAGUUUAACCUUUUUAUGUAACAAAAACUUGCCUAACUACUAGUAUUACGGCUACCUUAAAUUACACAAAAAGGCAGAAUUUUCACAGAUAAUUCCAAUCUUGCUCUAUCUGUUAUCAGACCCCAUGAUGUGUAGCUGACAGCACAUCCUGUUUUUUUGCCAAUGAAUAAUAUAAAAUCUUGUUUCAUGUUACAUGCAGUUAUGUUACUAUAGUUUAGCGAAUCAGUCCAUUCACAUCUCAUUUAAGGUCAAUUUGAGUUCACACUUCAUUUGCAUUUAGCAUGUUAAUUAACAGAAAUGACUGAGGACAGAUUUGCAUUCUAUGAAUGAGUUUUAGCUAAAUGAAUCUCUUCAUUUUGCAUUUCUUCUUUAAUAUGGAUGAGCCCUGAACAAAUGCAGAAUGCUGAUAUUUCUUGCAUUUUCUUUUAGUGUGUAUUUGUCAAAUGAUUUUAGCAAAGAAUAUAGUUUAUUACAAGGAGCUGGAGAUGAUCACUCACAAGACUGUUGCUAAUGUCAUGCACUUUUGUAAAUGGGGCAUGAUCUAUUAUCUUGUGUUGAUAUUUGUAAAGUAGAAUUAAUAAUCUUUCAAAUGAUCUUUCUAUAAUUGAAUUUUUAUAAUCAAAUAAUAAUAAGAAUUUUGUAGAAUAGAAUAUUUUUAUUGGUCUUUAGGGAAAUUAAUUAUGGAAAUAGCUACAGAGGAGGUUAUAUCAAGUUAAAAUUUAUCAAGUUAAAAUACUAGCGCUUUAAAGUCCAAAUACUUGUGUUCAUAAAAUAGUGUUAACUUAAAAUUAAAAGGCACAUUUACAAAUGCAAGUGCAAUGCAAAGCAGGAAAAGGAUGCAAAUUGCCAUAUUUUUACUCACAAUGCACAGUGUUUCUUUUUAGAAUUCCAUUAUUGUAGCAGGGACCUGCUACACAGCUUACAGCUCAAGGUUGUAAUGCAAGUAUUUGUUAGUAUGCUUGGCAUCACUGUGGCUAUGAAUGACAACAAUUACAGCCUUAGCAGCAGUAAAUAAGUGCCAAAUUUUUUUCUUUGUGAAAUGAAUCAUUAAAGGUUGUGAUUAAAUUCAUCAAAACAAAUUGUGUUCUGUAUAUGUCAUUUCAAAAAUUUAGACUUGCUUUUGUAGUUGGAAAUUUGGGGUUGUGCUUUGAGAUUCUUUUGAGUCAGAAUUAAACUGAUAUAUCUACGUAAAAGGUUUGACUGUUACGCAAUAAUGAAAAACAAGGUUGUGUUAUUUAUUUACUGUUUAUAUGUAGUUUAGUGUAAGAUGUAUUUGUAUAUAUUGUAGAGCUAUAAAAAAUAUUUUUUACUCUCUUGUGUAUAUAUAUAUUUAGUUAUUUUCAAAACCCUGCAUAUAUAAUUACAUAUGUUAUUAUAAUGUUUUUGCUCUUUGGAAAAAACCCCAAAAAAAAACAAAUAAAGAAUACCAGAAAACACA